CCAACCUCGAUUGCUAAUGUUUUGCUUUGCUUCAGUGUUCCGGGGUGAGAGGCAGUUGUUAUUACGAGCAAAACUCGAAGCAAAUUAUAACACUGGGAAAAGAUAAUUGGCAUCCGUCUAACCACCCACGCACACCAAUUCUGUAAUUAAUGAAAUUUAGGAGCACAUUGGUUUUAAUUUGAUUGGCUUUUCACAUUGCUAAAUCGCAAUCGCACCAAUACGUGACCUUCGCUGGAGCACCUAUUUCAUUGUCAGUGUCAAGCGGGAAAAAAUCAAUGGAGGACCUGACGCCAUUAACCAACCUUCAACAGUUUUAGUUCCAAGCUUUUUAAUUUUUCUACUGACCAAAAGCCGAAUUUCUUCGAUUACGAAAAAUCAAGCGAAAUCCACAAUCUCGGGCUGAGAUUCAUCUAAUUUGCGAGAUUCUCUUUCCCCGAGGGUGCGCCGCGCAAGAAAAAAAUGUCAGAGCGCCAACCGUUGCUUCUUCAGAGCGAUGCCUCCGACUACGAGGGCAGUCGAGGAUCGUCGGCACGUCCCGUACGCAGCUCUCCCCCGGAUAAUACGCUGGUCAACGUACACAGCGAGGACAGCCUAGCAGUGCACGCAGCAGCCUCGGGAUCCGGCGAUGAUGAAAACGGAUCUACGGAUAAGUUCAACUACAACCCCACCCAUCAUCGCACCUUGGAGCAUCCGACAUCGAAUUUUGACACCCUGGUUCAUCUGCUGAAAGGCAACAUUGGCACGGGUAUUUUGGCCAUGCCGGAUGCCUUCAAGAAUGCUGGACUCUAUGUCGGACUCUUUGGAACCAUGAUCAUGGGAGCCAUUUGCACCCAUUGCAUGCACAUGCUGGUGAACUGCUCCCAUGAGCUCUGCCGGAGAUUUCAGCAGCCAGCAUUGGACUUUUCGGAGGUGGCAUACUGCAGUUUUGAGUCAGGACCUUUGGGAUUAAGACGGUACUCCAUGCUGGCCAGGCGUAUAGUAACCACGUUUUUGUUUAUUACCCAAAUUGGAUUCUGCUGUGUCUACUUCCUGUUUGUGGCGCUGAACAUCAAGGAUGUUAUGGAUCACUACUACAAGAUGCCUGUUCAGAUUUACUUGCUAAUGAUGCUCGGGCCAAUGAUCUUACUGAAUCUUGUGCGAAAUCUUAAGUAUCUGACGCCCGUUUCGCUAGUAGCCGCUCUCCUCACUGUGGCCGGUUUGGCGAUUACCUUCUCCUACAUGCUGCAAGAUCUUCCCGAUGUGCACACGGUCAAACCGGUGGCCACCUGGGCAACAUUGCCCUUGUAUUUUGGAACCGCCAUCUAUGCGUUUGAAGGGAUUGGUGUUGUCCUGCCUCUCGAAAACAACAUGCGGACCCCCGAGGACUUUGGCGGCACCACUGGUGUCCUUAAUACGGGCAUGGUAAUCGUGGCAUGUCUCUAUACAGCAGUGGGGUUCUUUGGCUAUCUGAAGUACGGCGAACAUGUGGAGGGUAGUAUAACCCUAAAUCUGCCGCAGGGAGAUACCCUAUCUCAAUUGGUGCGAAUCUCCAUGGCGGUGGCCAUCUUCCUCUCUUAUACGCUUCAAUUUUAUGUACCUGUAAAUAUCGUUGAGCCUUUUGUGAGGAGUCACUUCGACACCACGAGGGCCAAGGAUCUUUCAGCCACUGUCUUGCGAAUCGUUCUAGUCACUUUUACCUUUUUACUAGCGACCUGCAUUCCCAAUCUAGGAUCCAUUAUAUCCCUGGUGGGAGCCGUUAGCAGUUCAGCUUUAGCCCUCAUCGCUCCACCAAUCAUUGAAGUAAUAACCUUCUAUAACGUUGGUUAUGGCCGCUUUAACUGGAUGCUGUGGAAAGAUUUUCUCAUCUUAAUCUUCGGACUCUGUGGCUUUGUCUUCGGUACAUGGGCCAGUUUAGCUCAAAUAUUGAACGACAGGACCCAUUAAGUUUAAAAACGAAGAGGGACACAUAAGCAGAACCUGGCUAGUUCUGCCUAACAAAUGAGUGCGAAUUUAUGACCGAAGGCUUUAUGUAGUUACUCUCAGACUACGAAUAUGUUUACCAUUAGCUGUUUACCCAUUCGAAACUGGUAUUUAUCCAGUCCAGUGGCGGUGCUCUAGUGUGUUUAAUUUAUUAUUAUCGUGAAUAAGUUGCAUUUUUUUGUUAUCAAUUAGCUGCAAUCGUACCAGACAAUAACUAGCAUUUUAAGUAGAAAGUUAUACAAUAUAUUUGUUCAGUUUGUCAGUUGGAGAUUAUUUCUGUGUUAACUCGAGGACCGCACAAUGCCAAAAGUGAUUUUACGUAGUAUUCUUAAAUAAAUUAUUAUUUAGCUUUUACUAUGUAGUCUAGAUCGGGACAGAUCAUUCCAAAGCAACUGCUCAGAAUUUCCCAAAACCGAAAUUAGCUAAAGUUAUCUGCAUACUUUUAUCGUUCUUAUAUUUGUAAUUAUAUAUAUAUGUAUACUCCACAUACCAUAUUGGAUCCCCGAUACAGUCUUGUAAAUACAUCAAUUCGGUGUAAACAAAUGUUCUUUAAUGGUUCAACGGAUAACAAAAGACAAUAAUUAAUAUAAUGUUUAUAAAAAUCUG
Messenger RNA from Drosophila eugracilis, 2565 nucleotides. Its product is annotated as proton-coupled amino acid transporter-like protein CG1139. The record is from RefSeq and is a predicted model, not a curated record. Gene Ontology annotation, cellular component: vacuolar membrane. The transcript is spliced from 7 exons. Gene Ontology annotation, biological process: amino acid transmembrane transport. Gene Ontology annotation, molecular function: amino acid transmembrane transporter activity. Bases 460 to 1923 code for a protein of 487 amino acids. NCBI's taxonomy places the organism in Eukaryota, Metazoa, Arthropoda, Insecta, Diptera, Drosophilidae.